Messenger RNA from Neltuma alba, 3964 nucleotides. Its product is annotated as putative ABC transporter B family member 8. The record is from RefSeq and is a predicted model, not a curated record. NCBI's taxonomy places the organism in Eukaryota, Viridiplantae, Streptophyta, Magnoliopsida, Fabales, Fabaceae. Gene Ontology annotation, cellular component: membrane. Gene Ontology annotation, biological process: transmembrane transport. Gene Ontology annotation, molecular function: ATP binding; ABC-type transporter activity; ATP hydrolysis activity.
CCAGAAAAAGAUAGAGAGAAGAAGAUGAUGAUGAACAAGAAAGAGAGAGGUUCAAUACUUGAAAUAUUCAGAUAUGCUGAGUGGACUGAUGUAAUGCUUAUGUUGUUGGGUGCUUUGGGAGCAAUAGGAGACGGCAUGUCCACAAACGUUUUGCUUGUGUUUGCUAGCCGCAUCAUGAACAGCUUAGGUUAUGGGAAUACUCAAAAACAAACUAAUGGUGGGAAUUUUUCCAUGGCCGAGGUUGAGAAGUGCAGCUUAUAUUUUGUGUACUUGGGAUUAGCAGUCAUGGCGUUAGCCUUCAUGGAAGGGUAUUGCUGGAGCAAAACAAGCGAGAGGCAGGUGUUGAGAAUUCGGUACAAGUAUUUGGAAGCCGUGCUGAGACAAGAAGUGGGAUUCUUCAAUUCACAAGAAGCAACUACUUCAGACAUCAUAAACAGCAUAUCAAAGGAUACUUCUCACUUCCAAGAACUUCUCAGUGAAAAGGUGCCUCUAUUUUUGAUGCAUUCAUCAUCAUUCAUCUCAGGGAUCGCCUUCUCAACGUACUUCUCAUGGAGACUGGCCAUAGUAUCCUAUCCAACACUGCUUCUUCUGAUAAUACCGGGAAUGCUUUAUGGGAAAUACCUAAUCUACUUGUCAAACAAGUCCCACAAAGAGUAUGGCAAGGCAAACGCCAUUGUAGAGCAGGCUUUAAGCUCUAUAAAGACUGUUUAUUCGUUCACAGCAGAGACAAGAAUCAUGGAGAGAUAUUCUGCAAUACUUGACAGAAUCUCAAGGCUUGGAAUCAAACAAGGCAUAGCCAAAGGUUUGGCUGUGGGAAGCACUGGCUUGUCCUUUGCUAUAUGGGCGUUUCUGGCUUGGUAUGGAAGUCGUUUGGUUAUGUACAAGGGUGAAAGUGGAGGAAGGAUUUAUGCAGCGGGAAUUUCCUUCAUCAUGAGUGGGCUAUCACUUGGAGUUGCACUUCCUGACCUUAAGCACUUCACAGAAGCAUCUGUUGCAGCAUCAAGAUUAUUUGAUAUGAUUGACAGAAUACCAACAAUUGAUAGUGAAGACACAAGAGGACUUGUGUUAGAUUGCAUAACUGGCAAGUUAGAGUUUGAGCAUGUGAAAUUCACCUACCCCUCACGUCCAGAUACAAUUGUUCUUAAGGAUUUCAAUCUCACAGUUGAAGCUGGCACAACUGUGGCUCUUGUUGGUGCAAGUGGGAGUGGUAAAUCCACAGCAAUAGGAUUAGUACAGAGAUUUUAUGAUGCAGAUGAAGGUUUUGUGAAGGUUGAUGGUGUAGACAUAAGAAGCCUACAAUUGAAAUGGAUAAGAGGAAAAAUGGGACUUGUGAGUCAAGAGCCAGCACUAUUUGGGACUUCAAUAAAGGAGAAUAUUAUGUUUGGUAAGCCAGAUGCUACAAUGGAGGAAGUAAUUGCUGCAGCCAUGGCUGCCAAUGCUCAUAACUUCAUCAGGCAGCUUCCUGAAGGUUAUGAAACUAAAAUUGGAGAAAGAGGGGCUCUUCUAUCAGGUGGACAAAAGCAGAGAAUAGCUAUUGCAAGAGCCAUCAUUAAGAAUCCUGUGAUUCUCCUUCUUGAUGAAGCAACUAGUGCUCUUGAUUCUGAAUCAGAACUACUAGUUCAGAAUGCACUUGAUCAGGCCUCCAUGGGAAGGACCACUUUGGUUGUUUCUCACAAGCUAUCAACAGUUAGAAAUGCAGACCUCAUAGCAGUUGUCAAUUGUGGCUGCAUCAUCGAAAUAGGAACUCACAAUGAACUCCUCAACAGCGAAGAUGGGCACUAUGCUAAACUAGCAAAGUUGCAAUUCAGUUGUGAUGAACAUUUGCAGAACCCGGACCAGAUUAUUUCUUCUGUAGCAAGAAGCAGUGCUGGUAGACCAAGUACUGCAAGGUCAAGCCCUUCAAUUUUCCCAAAAUCACCAUUGCCUGAUGCUACCCCACCACUUGAGUCUCACCCUCCACCUUCUUUACCACGUCUUCUUUCUCUGAAUGCUCCUGAAUGGAAACAAGGUCUGGUUGGAAGCCUCUCAGCUGUAGCCUUUGGCUCAAUUCAACCCAUAUAUGCCUUAACCAUUGGGGGUAUGAUUUCUGCAUUUUUUGUUGAAAGCCAUGAGGAAAUGCGUCAUAGGAUUAGAACUUAUUCCUUUAUUUUCUCUUCAUUAUCCCUUGCUUCUAUAAUUCUCAAUCUCUUCCAACACUAUAAUUUUGCCCAUAUGGGAGAGAAAUUAACAAAGAGGGUCAGAUUACAAAUGCUAGAAAAGAUCUUAACCUUUGAAACUGCCUGGUUUGAUGAGGAACGAAACUCUAGUGGGGCCUUAUGUUCAAGGUUGAGCAAUGAGGCUUCCAUGGUGAAGUCACUCGUUGCGGAUCGCGUCUCUUUAAUGGUUCAAACCACUUCUGCUGUAACAAUUGCAAUGAUCAUAGGGCUUAUUGUGGCUUGGAAGCUUGCACUUGUUAUGAUAGCUGUACAACCACUGACAAUACUUUGUUUCUAUACAAGAAAAGUGUUGCUCUCCACACUUUCAACUAAUUUUGCCAAGGCUCAGAAUCAUAGCACACAAAUUGCAGUAGAAGCUGUUUAUAAUCAUAAAAUUGUAAUUUCCUUUGGAAGCAACAAGAAAGUUGUACAACUAUUUGAUGAAGCUCAAGAGGCACCAAGGAAGGAAGCCAGAAAGAAGUCUUGGCUAGCCGGGAUUGGAAUGGGUUCGGCUCAGUGCCUAACUUUCAUGUCAUGGGCUUUGGAUUUCUGGUAUGGUGGGACAUUAGUUAAGAAAGGAGAAAUAUCAGCGGGGGAUGUGUUCAAGACAUUUUUUGUAUUGGUGAGCACAGGCAAAGUCAUAGCUGAAGCUGGAAGCAUGACUUCUGAUCUUGCCAAGGGUUCAGCAGCAGUGGCAUCUGUUUUUGCGAUUCUCGAUAGACAAUCAUUAAUCCCAAAGGGUGGGAAUGUCAUUAAUGGGUGCAAAUUGAUCAAAAUAAGAGGAAAGAUAGAGAUGAAAGAUGUUGAUUUUGCUUACCCAAGCAGGCCAGGGACUCCAAUACUGAGAAAAUUUUGCUUGGAGGUGAAGUCAGGAACAAGCAUAGGAGUAGUAGGGAAAAGUGGGAGUGGAAAAUCAACAGUGAUAGCUUUAAUUCAGAGAUUCUAUGAUGUUCAGAGAGGGUCUAUCAAAGUGGACGGUAUAGACAUAAGAGAACUAGACAUUCAGUGGUACAGGAAACACACAGCACUGGUUAGCCAAGAACCUGUAAUCUACUCAGGAAGCAUACGAGACAACAUCUUAUUUGGAAAGCAAGAAGCAACAGAAGGUGAAGUUGUGGAAGCUGCAAGAGCUGCUAAUGCUCAUGACUUCAUUUCGUCACUGAAAGAUGGGUAUGAAACAGAAUGUGGAGAAAGAGGAGUACAACUAUCAGGAGCAAAGCAGAGAAUAGCAAUUGCAAGAGCCAUAAUUAGAAACCCAACAAUACUUCUGCUAGAUGAAGCAACCAGUGCCUUAGACGUUGAAUCAGAACAAGUGGUACAAGAAGCACUUGAUAGAAUAAUGGUGGGUAGAACUACCAUCGUGGUGGCACACAGACUUAACACCAUUAAGGAGCUUCAAUCCAUUGCCUAUGUUUCAGACGGCAAGGUUCUUGAACAAGGAACCUAUUCACAGCUUUGGCACAAGAAAGGCGCUUUCUUCAACCUUGCUAGCCAUCAAUCUUAAGUUUCAUGGUUUGCUGAUGGCUUUGUCUAUUGGGCUUAAUAGGCUCCAUGAUAUUGAGCUUGAGGCUCUCUUUUUCAGCUUAGUAUGCUUUCUACCCCAAUAUAUGUAUUAUAAGUGGGCUAGAAGCCUAGAACAGAUGUAUGAAGAUGUAGUAUGGGUCCAGGUUGAAAUCAAAAGUAGUGAUCUUUUUAACAAGAAAAGAAAAAUAGUAAUAUUUGUAAGGCAGUUUGAUCUGGUGAGGUAUAUAUAAUAUAAAGUUUUCUAA